AUGGCUCCCAUCGCUCUCUCGCCCGAGCGUGCUGCCCCGCAUAUUGACUCUCUCGCAAUAAAUUUCGAUGACACCAUUCGCUUCUACUUGAACGGCACCCGUGUUGUGCUGGACGAGGUCGAUCCCGAGGUCACCCUGCUGGAAUAUCUCAGGGGCAUCGGACUCACCGGGACCAAGCUCGGCUGUUCAGAAGGCGGUUGUGGUGCCUGCACCGUAGUGGUGAGCCAGUACAACCCAACCACCAAGGCCAUUUACCAUGCCAGUGUCAAUGCCUGCCUCGCUCCACUAGCGAGCGUCGACGGCAAGCAUGUCAUCACAGUUGAGGGUAUCGGGAAUGUCAAGUCCCCCCAUCCGGCCCAAGAACGCAUCGCCAGGGGCAAUGGGUCCCAGUGUGGAUUCUGUACGCCUGGCAUAGUAAUGAGCCUUUACGCCCUGCUGCGUAACAAUGAUGCUCCAACCGACGAGGAUAUUGAGGAGGCAUUCGACGGCAAUCUGUGUCGAUGCACCGGGUACCGACCCAUUCUCGACUCGGCCAAGACCUUCAGUGCGACCGCUGGUUGUGGGAAGGCUAAGGCCAACGGUGGGAGCGGCUGCUGCAUGGACAAUGUGAACGGUGACGGUGCUGGUGCUGGGUGCUGUAAGAGCAAGAGCAACGGCCUGAACGAGGACGAUCAACCGAUCAAGAGGUUCACCCCGCCAGGCUUCAUCGAAUACAAACCCGACACCGAGUUGAUCUUCCCGCCAACUCUCAAGAAGCACGAAUUUAGGCCUCUUGUGUUCGGAAACAAGCGCAAGAAGUGGUAUCGACCAGUCACGCUGGACCAGUUGCUUCAAAUCAAAAGUGCCUAUCCGGCCGCCAAAAUCAUCGGCGGAAGCACCGAGACGCAAAUCGAAAUCAAGUUCAAAGCCAUGCAAUAUCCGGUCUCGGUCUAUGUUGGAGACGUUGCUGAGCUGAGGCAGUAUUCCUUCAAGGAUGACUACGUUGAGAUCGGGGGCAACGUCAUCCUCACGGAUUUGGAGAGAAUAUGUCAAGAUGCCAUAGCUCACUACGGCAAGGACAGGGCUCAAGUGUUUGAUGCGAUGUACAAACAGCUCAAAUACUUCGCAGGUCGCCAGAUUCGCAACGUUGGCACCCCAGCAGGCAACCUUGCCACCGCUUCUCCCAUCUCUGACCUCAACCCAGUCUUCAUGGCAUCCGAUGCGGUCUUAUUUGCAAAGUCUGCUGAACGGACAACAGAAAUACCCAUGUCCGGAUUCUUCAAGGGCUACAGGCGGACAGCCCUUGCGCCGGAGGAUAUCCUGGCGUCGAUUCGCAUUCCGCUCACCGUAUCGGGACGCGAGUUCUUUAGAGCCUACAAGCAGGCCAAGAGGAAAGAUGAUGACAUUGCCAUAGUGACUGGUGCUUUGCGAGUCAAGCUCGACGAAAAGGGCGUCGUGGAGCAAGCCAACCUUUGCUUCGGCGGUAUGGCGGCAUGGACGACAGCUGCCAAACAGGCGAACGACUUCUUGGUUGGCAAGACAUUCGCAGAGCUUGAAACUCUUGAAGGGGCCAUGAACGCACUUGAGAAAGACUUCAAUUUGCAGUUCAGUGUACCGGGUGGCAUGGCUUCUUACAGGAAGGUACUGGCAAUGAGCUUCUUCUACCGAUUCUACCACGAAGUGAUGCUCGGUCUGGGUGAUAUCAAGCACACUGACGAGCAGGCGGUGGAGGAACUCGAGCGAGACAUCUCAACCGGUGAGACAGAUGGCACUGCCGCUUUGGCCUAUCAACAGACGAUUGUAGGCAAGGCCAAUCCUCACCUCGCCGCAUUAAAACAGACGACAGGUGAAGCGCAAUACACGGAUGACAUCCCGAAACUUGCGAACGAGCUUUCCGGCUGCCUUGUCCUGUCGACCAAGGCACACGCGAAAAUCAAAUCGGUUGACUACUCCGCUGCAUUAGACAUCCCAGGCGUAGUGGAUUAUAUUGACCAUAAAGAUAUGCCAAACAAGGAGGCGAAUCAUUGGGGCGCACCGCAUUUCGAGGAGGUAUUUUUGGCCGAGGAUGAGAUUUUCACCGCUGGCCAGCCUAUCGCUUUGAUUCUAGCAACCUCGCAGCAGAAGGCAGCGGAGGGUGCAAGAGCGGUCAAAGUUGAAUAUGAGGAGCUCCCCGCCAUCUUCACCAUGGAGGAGGCAAUCGAAAAGAACAGCCUCUUCAACUUCUUCAGAGAAAUCAAGAAGGGAGACACAGAGGAGGCCUUCAAGAACAGCGAUUACACCUUCAGUGGUGUCGCUCGGAUGGGCGGACAGGAACAUUUCUACCUCGAGACAAAUGCAUGUGUCGCAAUACCAAAACCGGAGGAUGGCGAGAUGGAAAUCUGGUCGAGCUCGCAGAACUGCAACGAAUCCCAAGCAUACGCAUCCAGAGUCCUGGAGGUCCAGGCCAACAAGGUUGUCGUCAAGGUAAAACGUCUUGGUGGCGGCUUUGGUGGCAAGGAGACACGCUGUAUCCAACUGAGCACAAUUCUCGCUCUCGCGGCUCAAAAAACGCGCAGACCAGUUCGAUGUAUGCUGACGCGCGAGGAGGACAUGGUCACGUCCGGUCAGCGCCAUCCCUUCCUGGGAAGAUGGAAAGUAGGCGUCAACAAAGACGGCAAGAUCCAAGCUCUCGACCUGGACAUUUUCAAUAACGGCGGCUGGAGCUGGGACUUGUCAGCGGCUGUGUGUGAGCGCGCUAUGACGCACUCGGACAAUUGCUACCUGAUCCCGAAUUUCCACGGGCUUUUUAUUGCCGAGUCCUACAUGAGCGAGGUUGCUGAUCGACUGGACAUACCCGUCGAGAGGCUCCGGGAAAUAAACAUGUACAAAACCGAGGAGGAGACUCAUUUCAACCAAAAGCUAACGGAUUGGCACGUACCACUUAUGUACAAGCAAGUCCAGGACGAAGUGCAGUAUGCGAAGAAAAGGGAAGAAAUCUCGAAGUUCAACGAGAGUCACAAGUGGCGCAAGCGAGGCCUAGCCAUCAUCCCCACGAAAUUCGGCAUCUCCUUCACUGCUCUCUGGUUUAACCAGGCUGGUGCCCUGGUGCACAUCUACCACGAUGGGUCUGUCCUAGUGGCACACGGUGGCACGGAAAUGGGCCAGGGUCUUCACACGAAGAUGACUAUGAUUGCGGCGGAAGCUCUCAAAGUCCCUCUGGAUAACGUCUUCAUCUCUGAGACAGCAACCAACACGGUAGCCAACGCGAGUGCCACAGCGGCAUCAGCUUCAUCUGAUCUCAACGGCUACGCGAUAUACAAUGCGUGUGAACAGCUCAACGAGCGCCUUGCCCCGUACCGGGAGAAGCUUGGCCCAGACGCAACGAUGAAGGAACUCGCCCAUGCGGCAUAUUUCGACCGCGGAAAGAUGUACUUCUACUUCACGCAGGGCGUCGCAGCCGCCGAGGAGGUGGAGAUUGACACGCUCACGGGGACAUGGACUUGCCUGCGUGCAGACGUCAAGAUGGACGUGGGGCGGUCGAUCAACCCGUCCAUCGACUACGGUCAGAUCCAGGGUGCAUUCGUACAGGGCAUGGGGCUGUUCACGAUGGAGGAGUCUCUGUGGCUGCGCAACGGGCCGCAGGCGGGCAAUCUGUUCACCCGGGGCCCUGGCGCGUACAAGAUCCCCGGAUUCCGCGACGUGCCACAAGUGUUCAACGUCAGCUUGCUGAAGGACGUGGAGUGGCAGGACCUGAGGACCAUCCAACGUAGCCGCGGCGUGGGCGAGCCGCCGCUUUUCAUGGGCAGUGCGGUAUUCUUUGCCAUCCGCGACGGGCUCAAGGCUGCGCGGAGGCAGUAUGGGGUGCAGGCGAGGACGGUCGCCGAGGGAGCGGCCGAUGUUGACCCGAGGGAUGACGGGCUGCUGAGGCUGGAGAGCCCGGCGACGUCAGAAAGGAUCCGGCUGGCGUGUGUGGAUCCCAUCAUGGAGAGGGCGAGAGUGUUGCCCAAGGAAGGGGAGAAGAGCUUCUUCAUUGCUAUCUGA
Diaporthe citri is the source of this 3999-nucleotide messenger RNA. RefSeq lists its product as uncharacterized. NCBI's taxonomy places the organism in Eukaryota, Fungi, Ascomycota, Sordariomycetes, Diaporthales, Diaporthaceae. Bases 1 to 3999 code for a protein of 1332 amino acids. Gene Ontology annotation, molecular function: xanthine dehydrogenase activity; 2 iron, 2 sulfur cluster binding; iron ion binding. The transcript has 5 exons. The record is from RefSeq and is a predicted model, not a curated record.